Messenger RNA from Anguilla rostrata (American eel), 2047 nucleotides. It is a transcript of the gene clu, whose product is annotated as clusterin. Gene Ontology annotation, molecular function: misfolded protein binding. Bases 227 to 1603 code for a protein of 458 amino acids. Lineage: Eukaryota; Metazoa; Chordata; Actinopteri; Anguilliformes; Anguillidae. Gene Ontology annotation, cellular component: nucleus. The transcript is spliced from 9 exons. The record is from RefSeq and is a predicted model, not a curated record.
GCUGUGCACCGGGAAUUACACAACUUCCAGAAAAGUCUAAAACCACAGGGCAUUCUCCGUGAGUGAAUCACAGUGUCAACAUCAGCGCAAGGUAUAAAUACCUACGAGGACGCAGUCCCGCCGCGCUUCAUCUACUGUGAAGAGGCAGGAUCAGCGGGGAGGUUCACACAGUCCACAGUCUGAGUGCUAAAGUACCUGCAGCCAGGUUCCUGAGAGUGUGGGUAAGAUGAAGUACUCCUGGUGUCUCCUGGGGCUCUGUCUCCUGUUUUACUCAGUCCAGAGCCUGCUGCCCCCCUCCAAAGAGGAGCUGAACGAGAUUUCCCUCCUGGGUGAGAAGUACCUGGACAAGCAAAUUGAGAAUGCCAUCACCGGAGUGAAAGAGAUGAAGUCUGUGAUGGAGAAAUCUGAGGAGGAGCACAAUAAGUUCCUGACAGCCCUGGAGAAAACCAAACAGCAGAAGGAGGAGGCGCUGAAGGCGGCGCAAGAGAUGGAGGCCAAGCUGGAGGAGGAGCAGGGCGUGUGCAACGAGACCAUGCAGGCGCUGUGGGAGGAGUGCAAGCCGUGCCUGAAGAACACCUGCAUCAAGUACUACUCCAGGACCUGCAGCAGCGGCUCCGGGCUGGUGGGCCGGCAGCUGGAGGAGGUCUUGAACAGGAGUUCUCCCAUCUCCAUCUGGAUCAACGGGGAGAACAUCGACAUGCUGGAGAGGAAGGACCAGGAGCAGAGCGAGAGGUUUCAGGACCUAGAGGAGCGCUACUCCGAGGUGGCGGAUGGAGUGGACAACAUCUUCCAGGACAGCAUGAAGGUGUUCGACCACAUGCGCUCCUUCCACCAGCCGAUGUUCCCCAGCCCCUUCGGGUUCUCCAGGUUCUUCGGGCGUAACGAGGGGCACUCACGCACCUACAGGUCGGUGGUGCAGGACCGGGACUUCCACGGCUUCCACAGCAUGUUCCAGCCCAUGAUGGACAUGGCCCGCAACAUCUUCGGCUCCCUGGGACCCUACGUGGGCAGGGAUGAAGACUUCGACCUCAUGCCCGCUGAAGGAAAUGGGAGCGUUAACGAGGACGUGGUUAUCACGAAGCCUUUCGGGAAUGGUCGCAUGACCUGCAGGGAAAUCCGUCGCAAUUCAGCCGGCUGCAUCAAGCUGCGGGAGGAAUGUGAAAAGUGCAAAGCCAUCCAGUCAGUUGAUUGCUCGGGGAAGAACCCUCUGGAAGGACCUGUGAAGGAGGAGCUGGAGAGAGCUCUGGCCAUGGCGGAUAAGUUCACCCAGGAGUACAGCAAGCUUCUGAGGAGGUUUGAGGAGCAGAUGUUCAACACCUCCAGCCUGCUGGACAUGUUCAACCGGCAGUUUGGCUGGGUGUCUGCCCUGGCCAACAACACAAAGACCAAGGAUGGAAUCUUCCAGAUUAAAACAGUUAUGUCCAGGACAUCAGAAGACAACAAGCCGCCAGAGGACACCAAAGUGUCCGUUGAGCUGUUUGAUGCCCCUCCCAUGAGCUUCACGGUGCCAGGAGACCUCCCCUGGAGCGAUCCCAGAUUCUCCGAGGUGGUGGCUCAGGAGGCUCUUGACCGCUACAAGCAGAACACCAUUGUUGUGAAGUAAACCAUCAGAAGUUUUCCGGGCUGCGGUUCUGGCCAUAAAAGGAUUUUCUUCACAAUGCCGUAAGGUCGUAAUAUUUGUGAAUUUCGCGUUGUCUUCAACAUCAUAGCGAAUCCUUUUCCUAAUUUAGAAGCGUUUUGCAUGCACCAUAGUCUUUCCUGCUGUGAAACUUCACUGGCACGAAGUGAGAUCUUCCGAGCGGUGUCAUAUUUUUAGAAAAGGCAAAAGAGGAAUAAGAACUACUGUUCAUUUAAAAUUCAUGUCCUUACUACUUCAGCUAAUCUGCACUAACACUGUUGUAAUACUGUUUUGCUUUGUAAAUGUAUUCUGCCAGUUAGCUGAGGAAAAAGCUAGAGAUGAAAAUAUGAUUGCAAUAGAUUUUGUACAUUCCAACAUCCUGACUGCUAAAAACCAAUGCAGAAAUGAAUAAAAUAUACUGUGCUAAAA